Lucilia sericata (common green bottle fly) is the source of this 5890-nucleotide messenger RNA. RefSeq names its product mitochondrial folate transporter/carrier. NCBI's taxonomy places the organism in Eukaryota, Metazoa, Arthropoda, Insecta, Diptera, Calliphoridae. Bases 1163 to 2089 code for a protein of 308 amino acids. Gene Ontology annotation, biological process: folate import into mitochondrion; nucleotide transport. The transcript has 5 exons. Gene Ontology annotation, molecular function: folic acid transmembrane transporter activity; FAD transmembrane transporter activity. The record is from RefSeq and is a predicted model, not a curated record. Gene Ontology annotation, cellular component: mitochondrion.
AUCAUUUUUCUGCAACAUUCCAAUUUGACAGUUCAGCGCGUUCAGACGUGUUCUCACAGAAAACGAAUAAAGAAAAUAGGUGUAUAGAAAAUUUUCGCAUAACAAGAAUUAUUUUAAAAGUAUUGUUUGCGAAAAGAAAAUUCAACAAUAUAAACGUGAAAUUAAUUAAACCGAAUGAAAAGCAACUAGUACAAGUGAAAUUGAAAACAUAUUAAAGGAAGUUUUAACAGCAAAUGAAAACGAUUUUUUUUUUGCAAAUUACAUAAGCUGAAUGUAGAUAAAAAAAAAUAUGCUAAAAAACCAACAUUAAAAAAACAAAACAACAAGAGGAAGUGUUAGACAAGACAAAGAAAUUAUAAAAAAAACUCAAACAACGGAAUGAGAAACUAAAACAAGCUAGAGAAAUAAACGACAAUUUGGAACGAAAACGUGAUACAAACGUCUGCUGGAAUUUCAUCAUUUUUGCCCAGACUUCAAGUGAAACAUAAGCUACGCUACAGUAGACACACUAUAAAUUGGAGAGCAGGAAAAAAUAAAAAAAGAAACAUUUUCAAACUACAAAUUCCCAGAGGAAGAUGUGCUUUAAUAAAAACACACUAAAAAAGCAAGACACAAAAAGAAGCAUUUCGACAAGGACUAUUGAUUUUUCUAAAAAGGCUUCUUCUGCUAACAACAGUCUUGAAUUUAAUUUAGAUUUAUUAAAGAAAACUAAAGAUAAUCUUUGAUUUAUAGCUUAAAUAACAACAAUAUUUUAGACUAUAAAUACACCAAAGAUUUAUAAUAAGUUUAGAAAAAUCAUCAUCCCCCAAUUAACCCCCAAACCUAUUCCACAAAACAAAAAACAAGCUGCAGAACAAAGAAAGCAACUUUGAACACAAAAACAAAGCAAAAACUAGCACAAUUUAAUAAAUUACUAAAAUAAUUGUGAAAUAUAGUUAAAUUUACUAACGAGUGAGAGUAACUAAAAGAAAAACAAAACUUGAAACUUUUUUUUUAAAUAACAGUGAUACAAAAAUUAUCCUUUUUUAGAAGGUUAUUUAAACGCGUUAGAGUGUAAAGAGAAAACUUUUAAAAAGAAAAAACUUGCAAAGUUCCUGUUUAAAUAAAUAUACACAUAUUUUUUUCAAUAAGUUAGAUUUAUAUUAAAAAAAAAAAAAAAAUAAUGUCCGCCAUGAAUUCGACUAAAUCUCCUGCAAGUGUUUCCAAUGGAAAAUUCAAAUUAUUUUCACAUGUUAAAUAUGAGCAUUUAGUUGCUGGCAUUUCGGGUGGUGUAACAUCGACUUUGAUUUUGCAUCCAUUGGAUUUGAUAAAAAUUCGUUUUGCUGUUAAUGAUGGUCGUACUGCAGCUGUACCACAAUAUCGUGGUUUGGGUAGUGCUUUUGCCACCAUUUUUCGGCAAGAAGGUUUUCGCGGUCUUUACAAGGGUGUAACGCCUAAUGUCUGGGGCUCUGGUUCAUCCUGGGGUCUUUACUUUAUGUUUUACAAUACCAUUAAGACUUUCAUUCAAGGUGGUAAUACCACUUUACCUUUGGGGCCCACUAUGCAUAUGGUAGCUGCUGCCCAAUCGGGAGCUUUAACCUUAAUUUUAACAAAUCCUAUUUGGGUGGUAAAGACUCGUCUAUGUUUACAAUAUGGUGCCGAGGGUAAAGGCUCUGAAUAUCGUGGUAUGAUACAUGCGCUGGCGCAGAUCUACAAAGAAGAAGGCAUUAGAGGCUUGUAUAAGGGUUUCGUUCCUGGCAUGCUGGGUGUUUCUCAUGGUGCCAUACAAUUUAUGACAUAUGAAGAAAUGAAAAAUUGCUAUAAUGAAUAUCGAAAAUUACCAAUCGAUACGAAAUUGGCUACAUCGGAAUAUUUAGCUUUUGCAGCUAUAUCCAAACUAAUAGCAGCUGCCGCUACUUACCCAUAUCAAGUUGUAAGGGCACGUCUACAAGAUCAUCAUCAUAAUUAUCGCGGAACUUUGGAUUGUAUUAAACAAACAUGGAGGUACGAACGUAUGGGUGGUUUUUAUAAAGGUCUCAUACCAUAUUUAGUGCAUGUCACACCAAAUAUUUGUAUGGUCAUGUUAAUAUGGGAAAAAUUGACCAAUUAGUUAAAUCAAACAUAGACUAGAAAUAUCAUUUUUUUUAAAACAACAAAUUUCUCUACUACAACUACUGCUAUUACUCUUAAAAAAAACUAAAUAUAUUAAUAUAAAAUUACAAGAGUAAAACAAAAACAAAAGAAAUAAGUAAAGAAUCUUCAAUGCAAAAUAAUUAACCAAUUAAAAGAAGCAUAAGUUUUUUUUUGUCUAAAUAUUAAGUUAUAAAUUUAAGAAGAAAAAGAAAAAAAUUGAAAGAAAAACAAAAAUACUUUAUGAAAAUUAAGACAAAAAGAAAAAGUAAAUCAUAAAAACAGAUUUCUGGUUAGAAGCACAAAAAAACGAAAUCUGUUAAACUGCAGCAUAAAAAUGACAAGCUCUAUUUUUUUUCAAGAGUUUUAAUAUUUUAUACAAAAACUUAUUUAUAAUAAUUUAUUAAAGUUUUAUUAAACUUUAAUAAAUUAUUAUACUUAAGUCUUCUCUAACAAUUUAUGUAUUACUGUUAUUAUUAUUUUUUUUUAAUUUUAGUUUUUGUUUUUAAGUUUAGUUACUCAAUCUCAAGUUUUUUUUCUACUAUUUUUUUUUAAUAAUUCCAUGAACGCUAAGCGCCUGAAUUUAUCAUAUAUUUGUAAUUUUAUUUCUCUUAGCCACUAAGUCUUGUCAUAAAUUCCUCAAAAAAUUUAGUUGUUUUUUUUCCUCUAAUUUUUUUGGCUUUGGAAUUGUGUUCUAUUUUAUCUAAAUAUAUACACUUGUGAUAGAAAUUUUGUUUUAAAUAUUUCUUACAAAUUGCUUAACAAAUUUACUUAAGUUAAGUUUAAAUGUCUUAAAGAAUAAGUUUAAAUUAUGGAAAUUCAACAUUUUUGGAAAAACGUUGAAAUACAGAGUGAUGAGUAGAAGUUGUUAUAGUUCAACUGUGUGGCUGAAGAAGACAGUUACCGCUUAGUUGUUACUCUUUGGCCGUCUAUGUUCGAACAAUUUCACUUUUAAAUUGUACAAUAAUUUCUUCAUUCAAUCAAUUGCGUAUAUUUUUGUAUUGGUAUUGAAUUUCGGCGAAGCUUACAACGAGCGAGAGCGUUAUUUUAUUCCAAAAAACUUUUAAGUUAAAGAAAACUUUGUGUAAUUCCAAGUGAUUAUUGUGAAUUUCGAUUCGAACGAAAACCUUUUUGAAAGUCAUGGUAUAAAGUAUACAAUUUCGAAUGGAAGAAGAGGAAUUCGAAUUGAAAUUUCAAAAUGUGAAUUUCGAUUUGAACGAAAACCUUUUUGAAAGUCAUGGUAUAAAGUAUACAAUUUCGAAUGGAGGGGGAGGAAUUCGAAUCGAAAUUUUAUAAUUUCAAUAUCCGAGAAAUAGCUGACAAAAGCUUAAAACGCCAAAAACCAAGUAUACUUCUCAAAAGCAUAGAUGUACGAUAAAUACUAAACUGAAAUCUCCAUCACAGCAGCUUUUAAAGAUAUCUUGGUUUAACGAUAGAAAACUUCAUGUUUAUCGCCAUAUUCGAGACGGUAUAGCAUAACUAAGUGAUAAAAGCUUUAUUUUGAAGUCAAUAGAUAGGACCUUCAGACAGCAUAGGAUGUUUUCUAAAUAAAGUUUUCUUCGCUUUGGUAUAAAGUCUGGAAGUUAGCGAAAUACGAUAUUUGUGUAUUUUAAGCUUUAAAUUAAGUUAUCUUAAGAACCUGAAAAAUUCAUGUUUUUCGCCAUAUUUGAGACGGUAUACCAAAGCUAAGCGAGCUUUAUUUGUAAAAGUUUCUGAAAGUUUUAUUCUUUAGCUUUAAUAUCAAGUUUUAACCUCUGUUUUAUCUUGUUCUCUUUAUAAGAUAUCUUAAAGUAAAGUUUGAAAUACGAUACCUACAAUAAGGAACGGACUAUAACAGAAAUGAAAGCUUUAUUUUAAAGCCAAUAGAUAGGACCUUCAGGCAGCAUAACAUAUUUUCUAAAUAAAGUUGUCUUCGCUUUGGUAUAACAUCUGGAAGAUCGCGUUUUAAGCUUUAAAUUAAAUUAUCUUAAGAAUCUGAUGUGAUUAGAGAAAUUCUGAGGUCAGAUUCGCAUUCAGCGUAGAUCAAUCCUUCAGAAAAGUAUACCUUAGUACCGGAUUUAAGACGACUUGGCGCUUUCAUAACGUCUUGAUUAUGGCGAAAAUCGGGAAUUUUUUCAAACUUUCAUCUAAGAUAUCUUUAAAACCUGAUGUGACAAACAAAUUAGAUCUGUUUCGGAUUCAGCUUAGGUCAGUCCUUUAGUAAUAUACAUAAGUACCGGGGUUUUGGACUUCGCUUUGGUAUAACGCCGAAAACAGUGCUUUUUCACACUGUAGGUUAAGAUAUCUUGAAACCCUGAUGUGAUAGGUAACGGCCCGAGGUCAUAUUCGGAUUCAGUGCAGUUUUAGUCCUUUAAAAAAGUAGACUUUACACUCUGGGCUAAAAAUUUGUUGUGAUCUCUGUAUUCAAACAUCUUUUUAAGCAAAAUUGAGGUUGGAAAUACAAACUCGAGGCCUCUUGUUCAAAAAAGCAUUAACAUGUUUUGCCAUUGAAUAACAACAAUAAACGAUAAUUGAAAUUCUGAAGUAAAACUUCUAAAGUUAAGGUUUUCUCUAAAGAAAUUAUUGUUUUUUUUUUGUUUUUUAAAUUUAUUUAAAACUUUUUGAAAAUUUUUAUAAAAAGAAGAGAAAAAAUGUAAACUCAAUACAAAAUUGUUUAUAUAAAUCCAGGUAUUGUUUAAAAAUUGUACAAUUAAUGUAAAAUAUUAGAAAAUAAGAGAUUUAUAAACUAAUUUUUAAAACUACAAUUUCAUAAUUUUUCCAUAAUUUAAACUUUAUGCUUAGACAUUUUUAAUUAACAACAAAUUUUUAUUAUUUAAGUUUCAAUUCGUUAGAAUUUAAAACAAGUUUAACCUUUAAACCUUGAUAUAGUUUUUAUAAAAUUUAUUAUUUUUUUCAAAACUUGGACUUUAAAAGAAUAAAAUUCUUUUUUUGUUUCCUGUAAACCUUAAAUUUAAGUUAUAGUUUAGCAACAAAACAAAAAAAGUAAUUUAAUUUAUUUAAAUAAACUUUUAACUACCAGCAGUUUUCUUAGAUAUUAAGCUUAAAACAACAAAAAAAAAAUAUACUUAUAGAAAAACCUUUAAAACUUUUUUAAGCAUUUAAGGCUUUUUUCAUAAAAUAUCAUUUAAUCUUAAGUAAAAUUAAAAACAAAAUGUUCUACAAAACAAAAAGAAAACUUAACAAAAACAAAAAAAAGAUUAAUUAAACUUUCUUUGGCAAAAAGAUUAUAUAAGUAAAAAAAAUUAUUGUUAAAUGAUUAGAAAUAACAUACACGAAAUAUUAGUAACAACUUAUUAAGAAAAAAAAAAACCAAACAAAAAAUCAUAAUAAAAAAAUGUUGUACUAGUUAUUUGUUGUAUAUUUAAAACACAAGUAUACAAUACCAACAAUAUGUAUGUAAAAACAUUACAUAUUUUAUAAAAUAUUAUUUACAUUUUAGUUUUUUUAUUUUUGAAUAUUUUGAGUGGGAUUUUUGAAACAUAAAUUUCUGUUGCUUUUUAAAAGCUUUGUGUAAAGUAAGUGUUUAAGAAGAAAUUAUAAUUAUUUUUUUCUACUAACCUUAAAAUAUUUAUAAUAAUAAUUUAUUUAAGUUUGAGGUUUGUAUUCUAAAAAACCUGUGCCUUUUCUGUUCGAUUGUUUUACUUUUUUUCUCUUUUUGCUAAAUGAAUUUUAACUAAUUUUUUUAUUUUUGUGGUUUUCGUAAAAGGAACUAUAACAUAACUUUAAAAAAAAACACAUCAUCAAAGAAACUUUAAUUAAAAGUAAAGCAAAAAAAAAAAAA